AUGAAGUUCCUGAGACGACACAUAUUCAAGCGUAAAAGAGGGUCGAUCGCCCCCGUCGAUUAUUACGAUAAGAAGAAAUUGAUGAGAGUGGAUGUUGGUGGAGUAAUCGGGUAUGGCGGAUUCAGCAGGGUUUACGUGGGCCAAUUCCCUGAUUCGUCGUCGUCGAGGGUGGCCGUGAAGAGAUACGUAAGCAGCCAGCGGGUGUAUGAGGAGGUAUACACGCAGGAGUUGGAGGCCUUGCGACUCCUCAACCAUCAAAACAUUGUCAAGCUCCUGGGCCACUAUCAUGAUGGAGACGAAGGUGUGUUAAUACUUGAAUAUGUCCCCAACGGCAACUUGCAAGAGAAGCUGGGGCCAAACAAUGCCCCUCUCCCAUGGGAGCGUCGCAUGGCCAUCGCAUACCAGCUUGCCCUGGCCAUCUCUUACCUACACGACGGGCCCCACAUCGUCCACGGUGACAUCAAGCCCUCCAACAUCCUCCUCGACUCCUCCCUCAACUGCAAGCUCUGCGACUUUGGGUCCUCCAACCUCCACAUGAACUUGUGCCCCAGCCCCAGGAGGAGGAGGCUCAUCACGGGCUCCCCGGGCUACGCGGACCCUGCCUACCUCUCCACCGGCCUUGUCACCAAGAGCAACGACGUCUACGCUUAUGGUGUAGUGGUUUUGGAGCUGGUGACUGGGAUGGAAGCAGUCGACCCACUCAGCGGGAAGUGGCUAACCGGAGGGAAGAUUGUGGUGGACCGCCGAGGGGAGGUGGACUUGGAGGAGGCAACAAUGAUGGUGGGAUUGGCUUCGAGGUGCGUCACCACCUCACCUGACCUUAGGCCCACGGCCUCCAACAUCGUGGCCUUUAUGAGGAAUCAGAUUCCUUCCUUGUCGAUUUUGUUCACACAAUAUUGA
This is a messenger RNA of Striga hermonthica, 900 nucleotides long. NCBI's taxonomy places the organism in Eukaryota, Viridiplantae, Streptophyta, Magnoliopsida, Lamiales, Orobanchaceae. The record is from the annotation of a GenBank genome assembly.